This is a messenger RNA of Nanorana parkeri, 1231 nucleotides long. Its product is annotated as dual specificity protein phosphatase 7-like. NCBI's taxonomy places the organism in Eukaryota, Metazoa, Chordata, Amphibia, Anura, Dicroglossidae. Gene Ontology annotation, molecular function: protein tyrosine/threonine phosphatase activity; MAP kinase tyrosine/serine/threonine phosphatase activity. The transcript has 3 exons. Gene Ontology annotation, biological process: negative regulation of MAPK cascade; protein dephosphorylation. The record is from RefSeq and is a predicted model, not a curated record. Gene Ontology annotation, cellular component: cytoplasm; cytosol. The annotation marks the transcript as partial.
CUCCCCUUCCUGCUGCUCCGUCGCCUGAGGAGAGGAACCCUGUCCGCCCGUUCCGUCCUCCCCGCACCCCGACGCCUGGAGCACCGAGAGCUACUUCUGUACGACGACAACACCCGAGAGGAGCCGGCACCCUCCUCCGUGCUGGGCCUUCUGCUGGCCAGACUGCGAGAGGACGGCUGCCCCGCCUACUACCUGAAAGGAGGUUACAGCAAAUUCCAGAGGGAAUACCCCGAUCAUUGCGAAGCCGGCCUCGACAGCCCCUCCCCUACCGAUCCCACUCCAGAAUGCGUCCUCGGCCUGGGGGGCUUGAGGAUCAAUUCCGAAGGUUCGGACGGCGAGUCUGACCGGGAGCCAAUCAGCGCGACCGAAUCGGAAGGCAGCCCCGCCCUCAGCAACCAGUCGACAUUCCCCGUGCAGAUCCUGCCGUAUUUGUACCUCGGCUGCGCGAAAGAUUCCGCCAACUUGGAUAUACUGGCCAAAUAUAACAUCAAGUACAUCCUGAACGUCACCCCCAACCUGCCCAACACGUUCGAGCACAACGGAGAGUUCAAAUACAAGCAGAUCCCCAUCUCGGACCACUGGAGCCAGAACCUCUCCCAGUUCUUCCCCGAUGCCAUCUCCUUCAUCGACGAAGCUCGGUCCAACAAAUGCGGCAUCUUGGUCCACUGCCUGGCCGGCAUCAGCCGCUCGGUGACGGUCACCGUCGCUUACCUCAUGCAGAAACUCAACCUGACCCUCAACGACGCCUACGACUUCGUGAAGAGGAAAAAGUCGAACAUCUCCCCCAACUUCAACUUCAUGGGGCAGCUGCUGGACUUCGAAAGGACACUGGGACUGAAAAGCCCUUGUGAGAUCCACUCGCCCGCCAGCAACCAGCUCUACUUCACCACGCCCACCAACAACAACCUCUUCCAGCUCGACAGCCUGGAGAUCACAUGAUCCAGCGUCUGUCCGAGGUCCUCCCUGUGAAAGUGUUGUGUGGAUGAGCGGGCGGGCGCAGCAUUAAUGAGCAUCAGGUCUGCAUGGAGUCUGUAUUUAUAUAUAUAUAUAUAUAUAUUGUAAUAAUGCAAACACCUUUUUUUUUUUUGUGAUUGUAAGUACUUAACUUCUCUUAUUUUGAUACGAAUUCGGAUCUGAGACCCGUUCUCGAUCUUGCACUUAAACGUCCAAAUCAGCAUUCCUUCUAAAAGAGCAAUCAUAGCCUGAGAUAGCUGCAGGGUUCAACCUGUUU